GUAGCGUUUAGCCUCCCGGAAACGGAAGUCUCUCUUUUCCGUCCUCCUUGCUUCUCUGCAGUGGCUGUGCCGGCCGCGCAGUCCAGCACGCCCCGCAACCAUGCCGCGCAAAAUCGAGGAAAUCAAGGACUUUCUGCUCACGGCCCGGCGAAAGGACGCCAAGUCCGUCAAGAUCAAGAAGAACAAGGAUAACGUGAAGUUUAAAGUGCGGUGCAGCCGGUACCUGUACACGCUGGUCAUCACAGACAAAGAGAAGGCGGAGAAGCUGAAGCAGUCCCUGCCCCCAGGUCUGGCGGUGAAGGAGCUGAAGUGAGCGGCGUGCUGGCCUGGCUGUAUUAAAGAUUCAGACAUUCUUG
Molecule: messenger RNA, 356 nt
Organism: Condylura cristata (star-nosed mole)
Lineage: Eukaryota; Metazoa; Chordata; Mammalia; Eulipotyphla; Talpidae
Gene: RPL38
Product: ribosomal protein L38
Exons: 5
Coding region: 101-313 (70 amino acids)
Biological process (GO): translation; protein-RNA complex assembly
Cellular component (GO): ribosome; cytosolic large ribosomal subunit
Molecular function (GO): structural constituent of ribosome
Source: RefSeq, a predicted model, not a curated record